AGCUCUCUCCACUAAUGAAUGAAUCCAUUAUAAGAGUCCAACAGAAACUGAAAAAUGACCUGAAGAAGAAGUUUGAAUGCAAAUUUGAAGAUCUAACAAAUCAGGGCCACCCAGCCCUCCUCAAUGAGAUGGAUACAGAGCUCUACAUCACAGAGGGGGGAAGUGGGGGGUUGGCAUCUCAGAGACAAACCACACAGGAGACUGCAGUCCUCUGCAAGGACAUCUUUAAACCUUUACCUGGCCAAAGCAAAGCUAUUAGAACUGUGCUGACAAAUGGGAUCUCCGGCAUUGGAAAAACUGUCUCUGUGCAGAAGUUCAUUCUCAACUGGGCAGAAGGAAAAGCCAAUCAGGACGUUAGCUUUAUCUUCCCUCUUCCUAUUCGAGAUCUGAAUUUGAAAAAGGGGAGAAAAUUCAGUCUGAUGCAACUUCUCCAGCACUACUUUCCAGAACUGAAAGAGAUUCAAAGUGUUGAGCAUGAUGAAGUCAAAGUUUUGUUCAUCUUUGAUGGUCUGGAUGAGUGUCGCCUUCCUCUAGAUUUCCAGAACAGUGAGAUCUUGGGUGAUGUAACAAAAUCAACAUCAGUGGAUGUCUUGCUGGUAAACCUCAUUAAGGGAAAUUUGCUUCCGUCUGCUCUCCUCUGGGUCACCUCCCAACCAGCAGCAGCCAGUCAGAUCCCUCCUGUGUGUGUCCACCGGGUGACAGAGUUACGAGGAUUCAAUGACUCACAGAAGGAGGAGUACUUCAGGAAGAGAAUCAGUGAUCAGAACCUGGCCAGCAGCAUUAUCUCACACAUGAAGUCAUCCAGGAGUCUCUACGUCAUGUGUCACAUUCCAGUCUUCUGCUGGAUUUCUGCUACUGUGCUGGAGAAACUGAUGGGUGGAGCUGACAAUGGAGAAAUCCCCAAAACUGUGACUGGAAUGUACACACACUUCCUGCUCAUUCUGACCAAUGUGAAGAAUCUGAAGUAUCAUGGCUCCAAUGAGUCUCCAAAGGAGAUGUCAAUAUCAGACUCAGAAAUCAUCCUUAAACUGGCACGGAUGGCUUUUCUGCAGCUGGAAAAGGGAAAUCUGAUAUUCUAUAAAACAGACCUGAGAGAAUGUGGCAUUGAUGUCAGCAAAGCAUCAGCCUACUCUGGCGUGUGCACAGAAAUCUUUAAAGAGGAGUCUGGGUUGCAUCAGGAGAAAGUCUACUGCUUUGUGCAUCUGAGCAUUCAGGAGUAUCUGGCUGCCUUGUUUGUGUUUCAUUCAUGCGUAAAUGAGAAGAGAAAUGUACUCAAAUCUGUCAAAUCAAAACCUCCAGGUGACAGAGUGCAGCUGUCUGAGUUACACAUAGGUGCAGUGGAUCAGGUAUUACAGAGCAAGAAUGGACAUCUAGACCUUUUCCUCCGAUUCCUUCUUGGCCUCUCAUUGGACUCCAAUCAGAGCCUUCUGCAAGGCCUUCUGACACAGACAGGAAGCAGAUCACAGAGCAUCGAGGAAACAGUAAAGCACAUUAAGGAGAAGAUCAGAGAUGAAUCUUCAGUAGAGAGGAGCAUCAAUCUGUUCCACUGUCUAACUGAACUGAAUGACAACUCUCUGGUGGAGCAAAUCCAGAUUUCCCUGAAAUCAGGAAAACUUUCUGAUAAAAAGCUGGAACCACGCCAAUGUUCAGCUCUGGCCUUUGUGUUGCUGAUGUCACAGGAGGUCCUGGAUGUGUUUGACUUGAAGACAUACAAAACAUCAGCAGCAGGCCAUCGGAGACUGUUACCAGUAGUCAAGAACUGCAGGAAGGCCAUACUGGACAGCUGUAACCUGACAGAGACGUCAUGUGACACUGUGGCCUCCGCUCUCCAGUCAGUCCCCUCACACCUGAUAGAGUUAGACCUGAGCUACAAUGAGCUGGGAGAUUCAGGACUGAAGCGACUCUGUGCUGGACUGAAGAGUCCAAAGUGUAAACUACAGAGACUGAGACUGGACAGCUGUAACCUGACAGAGACGUCAUGUGACACUGUGGCCUCCAUUCUCCAGUCAGUCCCCUCACACCUGAUAGAGUUAGACCUGAGCUACAAUAAGCUGGGAGAUUCAGGAGUGAAGCGGCUCUGUGCUGGACUGAAGAGUCCAAACUGUAAACUACAGAGACUGAGACUGGACAGCUGUAACCUGACAGAGACGUCAUGUGACACUGUGGCCUCCGCUCUCCAGUCAGUCCCCUCACACCUGAUAGAGUUAGACCUGAGCUACAAUAAGCUGGGAGAUUCAGGAGUGAAGCGGCUCUGUGCUGGACUGAAGAGUCCAAACUGUAAACUACAAAGACUGAGGCUGUCAGGCUGUCGAAUCACAGAGAGAGGCUGUGCUUCUGUGGCUUCAGCUCUGCGUUCAAACCCCUCACACCUGAGAGAGCUGGAUCUGAGCUACAAUCACCCAGGGGACUCGGGAGUGAGAGCGCUCUCUGCUGGACUGGAGGACCCCAGCUGUAAACUGGAGACGCUGCUAGUGGACCAUGGAGGAGAGAACAGGAACAAACCAGGACUGCGUAAAUAUGCCUGUCAGCUCACACUGGACUCCAACACAGCACACAGAUACCUGUCUCUGUCUGAGGGGGACAGGAAGGUGACAAACACGUGGGAGCAGCAGCCAUAUCCUGAUCACCCAGACAGAUUUGACUGCUGGUACCAGCUGCUGUGCAGAGAGGGUCUGUGUGGGACUUGCUGUUACUGGGAGGCUGAGUGCAGUGGCGGUGGGGAGGUUUUUAUAGCAGUGACAUAUAAAGGAAUCAGCCGGAAAGGACGAGGUGAUGACUGUGUGUUUGGAAGGAAUAUAAACUCCUGGAGACUGCGCUACUCUAAUGGCCGUUACUCUUUCAGGCACAAUAAUAAUGUCACAGACAUACCCCCUCCCCCCUCCCCCUCCUGCAGAGUAGGAGUGUAUCUGGACUGGCCGGCUGGCACUCUGUCCUUCUACAGCGUCUCCUCUGACACACUGACCCUCCUGCACAGAGUCCACAGCACCUUCACUCAGCCACUCUAUCCUGGGUUUUGGGUUUCCACCCGUGACACCUCAGUGUCCCUGUGCCAACUGGAGUAG
This is a messenger RNA of Megalops cyprinoides (Indo-Pacific tarpon), 3062 nucleotides long. RefSeq names its product NACHT, LRR and PYD domains-containing protein 12-like. The transcript has 8 exons. NCBI's taxonomy places the organism in Eukaryota, Metazoa, Chordata, Actinopteri, Elopiformes, Megalopidae. The record is from RefSeq and is a predicted model, not a curated record. The coding region runs from base 15 to 3062 and encodes 1015 amino acids. Gene Ontology annotation, molecular function: 2 iron, 2 sulfur cluster binding; protein binding.